GGAACGGCUGGCACCGGAGCUAAUCUCCCUCGCUAAAACUCAGCACAACUAAAAGCAACAGUUUUGUAGCUCAUGUUUAGCCACUUCUCUAAGACAAUACAUCAUGGAUAAAUAUGAAAUCAUUAAACAAAUUGGAGAAGGAUCUUUUGGCAAAAUAUUCUUGGCAAGAGGAAAAAUGGAUAAUGAGCCAUGUGUUAUCAAAGAGAUCAAUUUAACUAAGAUGCCUAUGAAAGAAAAAGAAGCCUCUGAGAAAGAAGUCAUUUUGCUGGCCAAGAUGAAGCAUGCAAAUAUUGUAACCUUCUAUGAUUCUUUGCAAGAAAACAACAAGCUAUACAUUGUGAUGGAAUACUGUGAUGGUGGAGAUUUAAUGAAGAGGAUAAAUAUGCAGCAUGGAGUGCUGUUUGAUGAGGAGCAGAUUCUCAGUUGGUUUGUGCAGAUCUCCUUGGGCUUGAAGCAUAUUCAUGACAAGAAGAUUUUACACAGAGAUGUAAAAGCACAGAACGUUUUUCUUAGCAAUAAUGGAAAAGUAGCAAAGCUUGGGGACUUUGGCAUAGCAAGACAGUUGAACAGUACUACAGAGUUUGCCCAUACCUGUGUAGGGACCCCCUAUUACCUUUCACCUGAGAUAUGUGAAAAUCGACCGUACAACAACAAAACAGAUAUUUGGUCUCUUGGCUGUGUGCUUUAUGAGCUGUGUGCACUGAAACAUCCUUUUCAAGGCAAUAGUUUGCAUGAACUGGUGCUGAAGAUUUGCAGAGGACGUUUUCAGCCAGUGUCUCCUAACUAUUCCUAUGACCUGAGGAUAUUAAUUUCCCAGUUGUUCAAAAUAUCUCCGAGAGAUCGACCAUCCAUCAAUUCUAUUCUAAGGAAGCCCUUCUUGCAGAAACUUGUUCUCAGGUAUCUGCCCCCUGAGCUACCACAGGAAGAACUGAGUUACACUGUGGUACGUAGAAAAAGGCUGUCAGCAUCUCACUCAAGGGCCAAGCAGAUACAAGCAUAUAAACUUCAGAAAUCGAGAGUCCUGGACCCAAUUUCUCUGGAAUCUGGAAUAGUGUUGCCUUUCAAGAAACAAGAAUUAUUUCAAAGAAAUGAAUGGAAGCCUACUUCAAGCAUACAUCAGCCUAUUAUUCAGCCACAGGCCUCCAGAUUUAAUAUGGCAGAGAGGCCAGAAAGCUUUAGAGUACGUGGCCAUUAUGGUCAUUACUAUGAGAAGCUUGACAACUUGCAAAGGAAAGCUAAAGCACAUUAUGACCUUUCUCAUAUCAGCCAAAGAGUUGAAGAUUACUAUAAACUAAAAGGACGAGUUGCACCUCCACCACCUGAUUGGACUGCAGAAUUUCUUCAAAGGCGGUUUGAAGCCCAGCAGUACAAGAUUAAAGUGGAAAAACAGAUGGGACUGCGACCAUCCUCUGCUGACCCGUAUCAUGACCAAACACAGCAGCAGAAAACAAAAGAAGAGCAUCUCAAAAACCAUCAGCAAAACAUGUCUAGAAAGAAUGAAAUGAAAGAACAGGAGUAUUUGAAACAAUUGCAGAAAAUUCGGGAAGAAUACCACAGUGACAUAAAAGAAUUCAGAUUUAGAGCUGGAGUACUCCAGGAGAACCAGAAAAUACAAGAUAAAACCUAUCUUGUGAGGCAAGGGAAAGCUGAGCACCAGCCUGAAAAUGAAGAUAUAUCUGCAACAGGAGAAGAGUCACUUCAGGAUAUGGAGGAAAACUUUAAACAAGUCAGCCUCCAGGAAAGGCAAGAUCAAACAAUAUUGGAAAAGAGACAUACCACAAAAGGAGGAGUAAAAUUUGAAAUUAAUUUAGAUGUAUGUUUUCCUGGGGAAGACAGCAUUCAAGAAGCAGAGGUACUAGAUAAACUCAAUGAGACUUUAACUUUUGUGGAUGGUGAGAAUCUUAAGGAGAAAUUGGUGGAAGUUUAUGAAAAUCAUACAGACAGAGCUUUGGAAAAACUGUCUGAUUACCCAACAGAGUCCACACAUGAUAUGAAAAAACCCAGAAAACAUUGGCAGCCUGGAGCCCCUCAGACACUACUGAAUUUUUUAGCUGGUGCCAAUGUCAUGUCUGCAUGUCCUACUAUGGCUGGAGAUGAACUUGAUGAUCAUGUUAUUCUGCCUGAAGACAUCCCUGAAAACAGGAAGCAGUGGAAACAGACACCACCAGAGACACUCCUGAGCAUCUUAGCAAAAGCAGAGCUGUCUGAUGAUUCCUUUAUCUGUUUUGAGGAAGACAAAGAAGGGAAAUUAACUCUGUUGCCUCCAAAAGAAAACAAGGAAGAUGAUUCAGAAACAUACUCUGUUGCUGUUGAUGAAGGUAGACUUGAGCCAAGAUCAGAUGAUGAAGACACGAAUUUUGAAGAUUCUGAAGAUGAACUCAGACGUGAGCUGGAGGAAUCUCUGGAAAAAUUGUCAACUUCUCCAGGAGAGAGAACCAUGGAGUCUCACAACUCUUUGAUAAAUAAAGGUCAAGCAGAUGAAGAAAAGACGAGUUUACCACACAAACUUGGAAAAUCUGAUGAUGAUUUAGAAAAUAAUCAUGGGUAAUUUGAUGUUGAUGCACAUCAUGAAAAAGAAUUAAAAUUAACAGAAGGCUGCAAUUCUUUUGCUUUAAAGGAAAAAUAA
This is a messenger RNA of Ficedula albicollis (Collared flycatcher), 2626 nucleotides long. RefSeq names its product NIMA related kinase 5 (gene NEK5). The transcript is spliced from 23 exons. Gene Ontology annotation, molecular function: ATP binding; protein kinase activity. Gene Ontology annotation, biological process: protein phosphorylation. NCBI's taxonomy places the organism in Eukaryota, Metazoa, Chordata, Aves, Passeriformes, Muscicapidae. The record is from RefSeq and is a predicted model, not a curated record.